UUGAAAAUUCCGGAAAUGGUUGCAGCGCACGAAAUAGGCUGUGCGGCAUCAGCUGCCCCGCCUUGCCGGAAAGGCUCUGCGCAUCAGAUCAAUCGAUUGAGUGCCUCUUUCGGCUGCAGGGCCGGCAGCCGGUCUCCUUUAUCGGGCCGAGUGAGGAGGGGCACUCGUGAAGGGAGGCCACUCGGCCGCGCAUCAGUUGCGAACAGCGAAGAGACGCGGCGGCGUGUUUCACCGAGCCAGCCCAUCGUGUGUCGGAGCGCAGCGCCGUCGUCGCAGCCGAGGGACAUGUUUGUGGAGCAGCCGAUCAAGCCGUGGCUGGACGUUCAGCGGGCCGCCCUUUUGACCAGGGAGGAAUUUGGCUUCACCGCCCACACUGUCACUGAGCUAAUCAGCUACGACGACCGGAACUUCAAAGUCCAACUGGCUAGGGAAGAUCCUGAUUGGGAGAGACACCCGCAUGGAUUUGUGCUGAAGGUCACCAACUGGAUUGAAAGUCAGCAGACAGAAUUCCUCGAGUCUGUGUCUCGGCUCAUGAGUGAGGUGAGCGUGCAUGUCCAAUGCCAGCUGCCCGUGCUGUCCAAGGAGGGACGCCACUUCGUCGUACAGCGUUUCCCCAUCGGAGGCCCGGAGAGUACUUUUGUGAAGGAGUGCGCAGUACGGCUGUUCACCUUCUUGCCUGGACGCACGCUGAACCGCAGGAAAGUCAACGACCGCUUGUGCCUCACUUGGGGUGAUCUCCUUGGAAGGAUACACCGGACCAUCCAGGAGCCAGAGCGAUACCCAACGCUGCUGAGCCGCUACACUCCAUGGAGCCUGUGGAGCGUCACCGAGUUGGUCGGCUUGGUGGACAACACUGUUGACACUCACCAAGACAGGACACUGGUGCACAGCGUGCUUGCGGCAUUCACCCAACUGCAACCACAGCUCCGCUCUUUGCCCACGGCCGUCCUUCACGGCGACCUCAACGAGAACAACGUGCUAACGCGCCCAAAGGGCGACGACAGUGGGAGUGAGAGGGACGAGGAGGUCUACGGCGUGCUGGACUGGGGCGACGUACACGGUGGACCGCGGGUUCUAGACCUGGCCGUGCUGCUGGCCUACGUGUUUCUGGCUCCCGGUGACAGGUCGCCUGAGGAAAACGCCGGACUCGCGCUAUCCGGAUAUCUGCGACACGUGCCUGGUGAGGCGGCGACUAUGCCUCUACUCAAGACGCUGGUGGCUGCCCGACUGUGUCAGUCUUUGGUGAAAGGACUGGAGUCAUUCCGGAAGAAUCCCGACAACCAGUACGUGCUGUCCACACAAGAAAGUGGGUGGUGGUGCCUGCGAAGGCUUUGGAACACUCCGAACGAGCUUCUGCUUCGCACGUGGAAAGGCGUCAUCGCCGAGGCGGACGAAGGCCGCGGCGCUACAUCGACGUGAUUUCUCCGGAGCAUCAGUAGUGCUGGCAUGCAGGGUGUCGAAGCCGUCCUUCUGCAACACUUUUUGUGCGCUCGAGUAUGAACGUGAUUGCAGGAUGGCAUGAGAAAAAAUAAAUUAAUACCAUGCACAAAGGGUGGCA
Molecule: messenger RNA, 1558 nt
Organism: Dermacentor andersoni
Lineage: Eukaryota; Metazoa; Arthropoda; Arachnida; Ixodida; Ixodidae
Product: hydroxylysine kinase
Molecular function (GO): amino acid kinase activity
Source: RefSeq, a predicted model, not a curated record